CUUCGUCGCAUCUACAAGUUCACAACGAAGAAAAACUUCUCAUCAACAGACUCAAGAAGCUCGCCGUCGAAUGACUUGAUUUAUUCUGAACUAAAAACGUACCGACAACGCAUAAAUUACUGUCAACUAUGGCGACAGCAACGAAAGAACUGAAUUUGGUUGUCAUGAACGCAAACGGGCCGGGAAGCGCAGAGAACAGGCGGAAAGGUAUCGCGAAACUGCUAGACGAAGAAGAACCUCUGUUAGUUUUCAUGCAAGAGUUUAACUGGAAGAACCUUCACCAAAGACAGUGGAAGAGUCUUGAAGUGCCGGAUUAUUAUCAAUACGUCGGGCACGCGGAGGCCGGUUUUGUGUACGACACAAGGGAGAUAACUCUCACACGAUACGACAACAACACAGACGUUAUUCGUAUGCACGAACGGAUGCGGAAAAAGGGUGACUUUACGGAAUACGCCGAACUCUCCCGAAUGUGCAUCUGUGUGAUGACGAGUAAAGGAGCCCCGAGUUUUAAACUGCUCGUCAUCUUCUGGCACGGACCUCACAACGGCUUCAAAACCUCCACGAAGGAAGAGGUGGUCAGGUCGUUUUGUGAGCUCGUCGUUUUACUCAAGGACGAAUAUCAACUCCCGGUGAUUGUGGGUGGAGACUUCAACUUGAAGGCGACCUCUGUGGAGAAGUGUCUGCACGAAGAUCUCCACGUGAUCAAACUGUCAAAGUUCACCAUUGACAUGUUACUGGUUGAUAAGGACGACUCGCACAUCACGGACGAGGAUCAGCUCGAAAAAGUUAAGUGGAACACUGACAAAGAAAAGGUGGCCUUCGACCAUGUUCCAUUGAAGAUAGCGUUUCAUCCUUUAGUCUCUCAUAGGACGAAUAUUGGUCCAGCAGUCGUUACAGACGAAAAUCAGCUCGAAAAAGUUAAGUGGAACACUGACAAAGAGAAGCUGGCCUUCGACCAAGUUCCAUUGAAGAUUGAAGGUUGAAGUGGA
Messenger RNA from Gigantopelta aegis, 989 nucleotides. RefSeq lists its product as uncharacterized. The coding region runs from base 129 to 983 and encodes 284 amino acids. The transcript has 2 exons. The record is from RefSeq and is a predicted model, not a curated record. NCBI's taxonomy places the organism in Eukaryota, Metazoa, Mollusca, Gastropoda, Neomphalida, Peltospiridae.